AUGGCAGCCAGCUCGACAAAGAAGAGAAAGAUUGCGGUACUCGGGUCGCGCUCAGUCGGCAAGUCCUCGCUUGUCGUACAGUUCAUAGAAAACCACUUUGUGGAUUCAUACUAUCCUACCAUUGAGAAUACGUUCUCUAAAGUCGUCGCCUACAAGGGGGUAGAGUACGAUUGUGACAUCAUCGACACCGCUGGCCAGGAUGAAUAUUCCAUUCUCAACUCCAAACACGCCAUCGGUAUACACGGCUAUGUCCUCGUAUACUCCAUCGCCUCAAGACGGUCCUUUGACAUGGUCAAGAUCGUCUACGACAAGAUCAUCGAUUUCUGUGGUAAAAAUGAAAUUCCCUGUGUAAUUGUCGGUGCAAAGAGCGACUUGCAGUCAAGUAGACAGGUUCAGCCUGGGGAAGCCGAGGAACUCGCCAAAACGAAACAAGCCGCAUGGGUAGAAACCAGUGCGAAGAAUAAUGUCAAUGUCGGCAAAGUGUUCGAACUAUGUCUUGCGGAGAUCGAGAAGCGCUCGCCCCGCAGCCAAGCCGACCAGCCCGAGCCUGGCAAAUGCAUCAUUAUGUGA
Pisolithus orientalis is the source of this 570-nucleotide messenger RNA. Its product is annotated as small GTPase superfamily. The record is from RefSeq and is a predicted model, not a curated record. Gene Ontology annotation, molecular function: GTPase activity; GTP binding; GDP binding. Gene Ontology annotation, biological process: small GTPase-mediated signal transduction. The transcript has 5 exons. The coding region runs from base 1 to 570 and encodes 189 amino acids. Gene Ontology annotation, cellular component: plasma membrane. Lineage: Eukaryota; Fungi; Basidiomycota; Agaricomycetes; Boletales; Pisolithaceae.